Echinostoma caproni is the source of this 1433-nucleotide messenger RNA. The record is from the annotation of a GenBank genome assembly. Lineage: Eukaryota; Metazoa; Platyhelminthes; Trematoda; Plagiorchiida; Echinostomatidae.
CCACGAACAGGCGUCCUUCCCUCGCCUCGGCCCCGUGCAUGCCCACAGAUGUUGUCAAUUCGCAUGCGGCGACCACAUCCAGUCUUUACGACGAUCACGAUGCAACCCUUGUGGGACCGGCACCUAGCGCUUAUAUGGCUACUUUGGAACGGUUACGACGGGAGCAGGCCGAGGGUUUGUGGAGUCCUAUUCCCGAUGCGGACUCCCAUGUUGGUCUGGAUUUUGGAUGGACCAAACUGGGCUCAGAAGAUAGCUAUUCACUGUGCCCCAGUUUGGACCAAUUAUCGUUGGACACACAAAACCAGUUGGACUUACCAGUACCCACAGAUCAAUAUGACGAGCCUGAGGAUGAGCGUUGGGUCUUGGAUCGUACUCCGCGAGCCACAGUUGGAUCGGCAGGCGGAGUGGUGACCAGACCUCAGGCUCUGUCCGAAAACAGAGGAACAGAUACAUCUCGUCACGCCCCACUAUUUUACGAUGCUGAACCCGCACUUCUAUUUGCUCUACCAAAUCCUAAUCUUUUCACUUUCUGGCAGUCAUUGAGCCAGGUCUUGUUUGCUACCACUCAGCUUCAGACUACCAAUCUCCCAUGCGUUACCCGCCAUGAGAAUCUCACUGGUGCUUCCGAGCCAAAUCACUUUCGUGCUCAGAAUACACCGACCAGUUCUGCUGACUGCACACCGACGACUGCCCCGGGUUUUAUUCCUCCUUCACAUCGACCGGAAUCUCGUCGUUAUACCCGAGCGGCUGCCAUGUACCGCCGAAGCGGUUCACAACCGGGUCCGAACCCACCAAGUGACAAAUAUUCCGAUUCAACCAAACAAGAUCCGUCUGCACCUCCGCUGAUCGAUUUGUACAGUCCCACUUACAAACCAAAUCCGUGCCUCUAUACACCCGCCUGNCCCGCCUGUCUGGGAGAGCAAAUGAUGUCAUUUUUUUCCGAAGAUGGAUCCCCCCCUCGCUUAGAUAUAACUGGAGAUCUGUUUGAUCGAUCUGAGAACCCACCAACGAUCCCGUCUGCGCCAGCAUACGAACCUCAUUUACCCUAUUACUUCCCUCCAUAUCGGCGAACGCAUUGGGUCCAAUUCACAAAUGCACAAUUGCGCCAGAUGCCUCCACCGAUCCCCGGACGACCGCACUCUGUGAUCAUCGGACCUCGAAAUGCCCCAGUACCGCCUGUUCAGUCGCCCCACUCAGUUCCAGGGGCUCCGGUCAUGAAACCGGCCAAAUCCACAGAUCCAUUAGAUUGUUCACAACUGUCCGAUGCGUUGCCUGAUCCCCCGAGCAAAGAUCCAUUCGGUUGGGACAAUCAGCACCACUCGGACACCCCGACUGCUGCACAUAUUGGGAGCGUGUUUGCCCCGUCAAUCAAUUCGCUCAGUCCUACUCGGCCAAAUGUGCCACGUGUGGAAAGUCAACUGCUCGUCGGCUCU